Ylistrum balloti is the source of this 1177-nucleotide messenger RNA. RefSeq names its product talin rod domain-containing protein 1-like. The transcript is spliced from 2 exons. The record is from RefSeq and is a predicted model, not a curated record. Lineage: Eukaryota; Metazoa; Mollusca; Bivalvia; Pectinida; Pectinidae. The coding region runs from base 1 to 1110 and encodes 369 amino acids. Gene Ontology annotation, molecular function: actin binding.
AUGAAUAGUGGACAUUCACGUGCGAUCGCAAAUACUUGCGAACGAAAUCAGAAUAAACUUCAGAUGAUAGCAGAAAUGUUGCUUCUGUCUUGUGAAGCCCGUCCACUUCGAUCUUGUUUUUCUAGUCACAUUGUUAGUCCGUCCUACCUCCAUGAAAAAAUAUCAGACACUGUGAAAACUAUCAUGACUUUGAUGAAGGCAAUCCUUGCCCAUGUACAUAUGAUCUCCACGAAAUGGCUCGAAAUAUGUGAAGGGCUUCAAGAAUUGAGUUCUACGACAAUCAACUUGAUUGAGCUCUGCAGUCACACAGCCUACCUAGUUGCUGUGGACUUUCCUGGCUGUGAAUUAGCAGAAGAUGGACUUGUUGAUAAAUAUAGCAUGUUGUUGUCAGGGUUAGAGAUUAAGAUGAGCUGCAAUCGUCUGAAGCGCGCAAGAAUAGAAGAUUUAACUCCACAACUAAUCAUAGACCUGUGUUCCAAUAUCUCACGCCACAUUGCUAUCAUCACGGACAUCUGUCGUUUGGCAGGUGAAUCUGUUGACGAGGAAAGCACAUCAGAUCAGUUCAAACUUUGUGUGAAGAGUGUGACAUGUGCUGCAGGAUGUCUGAUAGCCAGUAUUAAGUCUUACAAAUCCCACCCUAGCACUACCCAUCAUUCCAGAGUGAUUGUUUUCUGUGAGCCUGUUCUUGCAGCAUCCGCAGCGUUGGUCAGUUUUGCCACAGAGGAUGAUUUUACAGGAAAGCAAGCUCUGCUGACAUCAAAAGCAAUAGAUGUACAGAAGACAAUACUUGGGUCCUGUAUGAGUGUUGUAUCAGCAUGUAUCCAGCUUUGUAAGACAGUACGUGAUCUUGUCUAUGACGUCAUGAAGCCACAACAUCGAGAGAAACUACACAUGUGUACAAGUUCUGUUGAGCGUGCUUCGAUAAGGUUACAUGAUAUUUUGGAUCAACACAGUAUAAAUGAAAGGGCCCUGGAAUUAUGCAAGGAAAAAAACAAGGAAAACCACAAAGAAAUGAAAGGAGAAGGUGAUGACAGUUACCAUAGUGACAGUGCAUCUACCUCUACCGUAUCAGGAUCUGAAACCUCGGGAAACUCCACAGCAUCUAGAUAAUGAAAAUGACGUUAGUCAUACGAUCUUUAUCUCAUUUAUUAAUCUCUUUCUCUCCUUCCUUCAUGCU